AAUAUUUUAAUCCUAGCUAAUUUAAGAUGCUCAUCGCAGCACGUGAAUAUUAUGCGAUAAAACGAUACGAUAGAGGAAAUGUUUAUAUAAAUCGAACACCAAAUUUCGAUAAAAUCGAAAUCCGAAUCUGAUAACAUUGCCGUUCUUUUCCUUGAAAUCAUUAGGUCAUUUUAUUUAACAUAUUCACUUUCACGUUUUGUGUUAAAGUACGAUAUCAAAAUUGAACAUGGAUGGCUAUAGCGAAAUUGAAGGUACAAGAAACCCCAAAAAACCUGAUAUCGUACUCGACAGCUACAGAUGGGUGAUAGUGUUAAUUUUUGCUGCAUUCUGUGGUUCGAAUUUCUUUCUAUUCAUGCAGUUCACUAUUAUAGCCAAUGUAACAAAAAGAUAUUACAAUAUAGACAGCUUCAUGACAGAUGCUACAGGGCUGGUAUUCAUGGGAUCUUACAUAUUAUUCUUCAUUCCCGUAGGUCACUUCAUACAGCAAAAAAACCUAAAAGAAAUAGCUGUGAUAAGCAGUGGAUUGACAGCUUUUGGGAAUUUCCUAAAACUGUUUGCUGUACCUCCAGAUAGAUUUUAUCUUAUUAUCAUAUCCCAGGCCAUAUGUGGAUUUGCUCAAGUGUUCAUGGUGAGUUUACCUCCUAAAGUUGCAAGCACUUGGUUUGGAGCUGAAGAAGUUUCGAUAGCAUGUGCAGUUGGAGUCAUGGGAUGUCAAAUCGGAUUGGCUCUGGGGUGCGUUCUAUCACCAUAUCUAGUGCCUGAUACAUUGAAUAUGCAUGAAAUUGCUUAUGGUUUCUCUGCACUUUUCACCAUCGAUAAUAUUGUUUCAAUAACAAUAUUAAUUCUAGUCGUAUUAUUCUUCAAAUCGAAACCAGACUCGCCUCCCAGCCAAUCACAAAUGGACCGUUUGGAUGGCGAUGACGAAGUAGGUUAUUUAGAAGCUUUCAAAGUUUUCAUGAAGAACAAAGACUAUAUGAUGGUCCUGACCACUUUCGGGAUCUCAUACGGUGUGUGGAACUGUCUUGGAAUAAUUGUGAAUGAAAUGUUCUUGCAUUUUUUUCCUGGCUAUGGCAAGAAUUUGGGUAUUCUGAUAUUAUGUGGUGUGGUUGCAGGUGGUGUUUUAGGUACAGUAAUCUUUGGUUACUUGUUGGAUAAAACACAUGAGUUUAAAGGAGUCGCCAAUUUUGUCUUAGUAGCAAAUUUCAUUUCAUGGGUUUGUUUGAUUGUAGCUUUCCAAGCAAAAUCGCUACUAGGAACUUCCUUACUCAUACCUGUAAUGGGAUUCUUCAGUGGCAGCCUUGUGGUUAUAGGUUUCGAAUAUGCUACAGAAGUCACCUAUCCUAUUCCAGAGUAUUUCAGUGCUUCUCUCUUGAACGCUUCCAUCUAUAUAUUCGCUAUAGUUUCAGUUCUUGUUAUAGAAUGUGCAUUCAAAGCGAUAGGAUUUUUAACUGGUCAGAUUAUUUUGGCUGUAUUAUUGUUAAUAGCAUCAGCCACUAGCUUUUUGAUAUCUUCUGAUUACAAGAGAACAGACGCUAAUUUAAUAAAUACAGAAAUAACUAAUUAUAGGAGUUUAAUGAAUGAUAAACUUCCAUGAGGAAUGCAACAAAUAUAUUCGAUUUCGAAGA
This is a messenger RNA of Harmonia axyridis, 1625 nucleotides long. Its product is annotated as feline leukemia virus subgroup C receptor-related protein 2-like. The record is from RefSeq and is a predicted model, not a curated record. Gene Ontology annotation, molecular function: heme binding; heme transmembrane transporter activity. Lineage: Eukaryota; Metazoa; Arthropoda; Insecta; Coleoptera; Coccinellidae. The transcript is spliced from 8 exons. Bases 227 to 1594 code for a protein of 455 amino acids. Gene Ontology annotation, cellular component: membrane. Gene Ontology annotation, biological process: heme export; transmembrane transport.